AUGCCGCCUGCAAAGAAGAAGGAUGCGAAGAGCGAGAGGGGGCAACAGAAGGCCUUGGAGAAGGAAAAACAGAAGGUCAUCGAGGACAAGACCUUUGGACUGAAGAAUAAGAACAAAUCCAAAGCCGUACAAAAGUUCAUCAAGUCGGUGCAGCAGUCCGUCAAGGGCCCCCAGAAGGGGGGAGAGGCUCAGGAGAUUGCCAAGAAGAAGGAGGAGCAGCAGCUCAAGAAGGCGCAGCUCCAGCAGCAGUUGCUUUUACAGGCCCUUUUCAAGGGCACGGAAAAUGUGAAGAAGGUUGCGAGCGAAACGACUGUGGGGACAUACGAUCCUAAGGAGUCGAAACUUGAACAGAAGAUAGACCUCUAUAUUGAUCAACGGGAACAGAAUGGAUAUGUUCGGCCGGGAGGGGGUGGCGGAGAAGACGUUGAUACAGAAACUGCGAUUGUAUGCAAGUAUUUCUUGGAGGCAGUAGAGCGAAAGCAAUAUGGCUGGUUUUGGGUCUGCCCUAACGGAGGAGACGCGUGCAAAUACAGGCAUUGCCUUCCACAAGGCUAUGUGUUAAAAGGCGAAGGGGAGGAGCUGGUCGCGGAGGAAGAGGAGGAGCCCAUUGAGGAAAAGGUCGAGAGAGAGCGUCAAGCACUGCCUCCAGGAGGCACCCCCGUAACAGCGGAGACUUUUGCCGCCUGGAAAGCUCGCAAGGAGGCUGAGCGGCUGUCUGAGUUGGAGCAGCAGCAGAAGGAUGCUAAGAAGGCCGCAAAGGGGGCAGCUGGCACAGGCCCGCUUCUCUCUGGGAAGGACUUAUUUUCUUUCAAUCCGUCUCUGUUCGUUGACAGUGAGGGCGCAGCUGAUGAGAGGGACUAUGAGGAAGAUCUGGAUUGGGCAGAAGAGAUGCGCAGAAAUCAGGAAACCCUUGAUGAGGCGAACGCAGCAGCGCGAGUCGUUGCUCUGCAAGAGGAUGGGAAGGAUGCUGAGGAGGGAGGCAGCAGCGGGGGGAAGGAGAGUCUCAAGCGACAGGAGCAAGAGACAGACGGUGAAGGGGUUCAGUCAGAGCCAAAGGCGAAGGCAGAGAAAGACGCGCAGCCGAUCAAGGCUGAGCUUUUCGUGGAGGACCUUACGCCAGAGGAGCUGGAGGCCCUCGAUGACUGA
Cyclospora cayetanensis is the source of this 1146-nucleotide messenger RNA. RefSeq names its product zinc finger CCCH domain-containing protein 15. The transcript is spliced from 8 exons. Gene Ontology annotation, biological process: cytoplasmic translation. NCBI's taxonomy places the organism in Eukaryota, Apicomplexa, Conoidasida, Eucoccidiorida, Eimeriidae. Bases 1 to 1146 code for a protein of 381 amino acids. Gene Ontology annotation, molecular function: metal ion binding; mRNA binding. Gene Ontology annotation, cellular component: cytosol. The record is from RefSeq and is a predicted model, not a curated record.